Cephus cinctus (wheat stem sawfly) is the source of this 2713-nucleotide messenger RNA. Its product is annotated as homeobox protein SAX-1. Lineage: Eukaryota; Metazoa; Arthropoda; Insecta; Hymenoptera; Cephidae. The transcript has 3 exons. Gene Ontology annotation, molecular function: DNA-binding transcription factor activity, RNA polymerase II-specific; RNA polymerase II cis-regulatory region sequence-specific DNA binding. Gene Ontology annotation, biological process: regulation of transcription by RNA polymerase II; animal organ development. Gene Ontology annotation, cellular component: nucleus. The record is from RefSeq and is a predicted model, not a curated record. Bases 456 to 1133 code for a protein of 225 amino acids.
UCCAAUGGCAGCCCAGCCGACGACAACCAUCGCGUUUCCACCCCCAAAAUGGCUGCGAAAUUGCGCGGGCAUUAGAGCCGCCGUUCAAAAUAAACGGGCGGAUUAAUUCGAGGGGGUGGCGCGGACAGGGUAGCUGUACACGCACGUACCCUUACGUGGAGGAACCUUGAGGUGUGUGUACCUUGCUAUCGGGUCAUCCGGAGACAGCAGAAAGACGCCGAGCGUCCCGACGACCGCACCGAGUUACCUCAAUCUGUCGGAUGUGAUGGAAUUUCGAUUUCGGUGCUUCACGUCUUUGACUGCAGCUGUCGGCCGUGACUCGUCGUCUCCUUCUCCUUCUCCUUCUCCUUCUCCGUCGAGUCUUCCUUCUCACCCUUCUCGACCCUCUCACGUGAUUUUACGAGUUUUGUGAUUUGUUUGGCCGAUUGGUGAAAAUUAAACUUCAGUUCGACGACAUGAUGCAGGAGCACAAAUCUUUUCUCAUUCGUGAUCUUCUGGGAGACGUACUUGUCGAUCGUGUUCGAGACGAUUCCGAAGACGAAUCUGCCCCUCAGUCCGACUCGGAAGACACCAUCGACCCAGGAAGCAGUCCCUGCACCAGACUGGGGAGCCCGCCACCGGCGCUAUCGCCAUCCCCGAACCCACCGACAUCCGGCAAGGCCUGCAACACAGCCGGAGGAGCACCCGGAGGCCGCAAGCCACGGCGAAGACGUACAGCCUUCACGCACGCGCAAUUGGCCUACCUCGAGAGGAAGUUUCGAUGUCAGAAGUACCUAAGCGUCGCUGAUCGCAGCGACGUCGCCGAUGCACUGUCCUUAUCAGAGACCCAGGUCAAGACCUGGUAUCAGAACAGAAGAACAAAGUGGAAACGACAGAAUCAACUUCGGCUGGAGCAACUUCGGCACCAGGCAACCGUGGAGAAGGAACUGCUGGCGCGCGGCGUGGGUCUCCAUCAUGCCAGCAUCGACGCCUACUGUCCACCUUAUUCGCAGAGCCAAACGGCAUCUCAUCCUCCAGCAGCAGCGGCACCGCCAGCACCAGCGGCCCCCUCGAGCGCCUCCACGGCCGCCUUCCUCUCGACGGCCGCCGCCCUCUUCAGGAACGUCACCUACGUCCACGGCUGUCCUCUCUAACCCAACCCCAGUCCUCGAGUCCUCGACCAUCGCGCCGCCACUCGCCUAGCCUACGACUACGACUACGACUACGACUACGAUUUCGUAAACUAUCAUCCUUACGUCUAAUAAGGAUGGGAUCGAACAUUUGACCCGGAGCCUCUCUUUCAUUUUAGACAGCCGAGCUCAACGCUCCUCGAACGGAGACCAAAAUCGCCCGACCAUUUCCGGGUCAUCUAACCGUCUUCGAGUCGUCAGGAUUAAUUUCACUGUAAAUAUGUAAUUAUUCAUUUGUAGCGCAGAUCGCACCAGCAGAUCGUCGAGGACGAGGUCCCGAGAGCCUCCACACUCCUUUCACUCCUUUCACUCCUUUCACUCCUGUCGCAGUUUCAUUGAAAAUUAUUCGAAUAUCUAACCGAAUUGCUAAUCAGUCGAAUUCGAAAAAACAAGCGUAUCCUUGUACCAAGGCAAGAGAUACGAAUUAAAGAUAUGCUCUUCCGAAAUCGUUCGCUUUGCGAUCAGAUAUUUAUAAUCAAUAACUAGAUAAUUUAUGUGACGAUAUGCUAAUUCGUUUAUAGACUAUCAUAGAUUAUAGGUGAAGAGGAGAUGCGUUCGUCGUAGUCAUUAAAUCAUUUAUUAUAAUCCAGCGUAACAUAACAUAACAUAAGAACGUGCAAUCUCGAGGUAAACUUGUCUAUGUUGAUAGAAAUUUUAUUAAAGUAUGUUGUAUCAAAAGAUCGCUGCGUCCGCGUUCAUCAUUAUCUUCAUUAAGCUCGGUCGUUCGUUAGUCAAUCGCCGAUUCACCUGGACAUAUUCACCUUCAAUGAAUAUUAUUAAUAUUAUUGUUGAUAAAGGAAUUAUUAUAUCAUCUAAGGAGAAAUAUAUAAAAUAUCAAUCUAACUCUGCCUGAAUUUCCGUUUAGUUUGCUAGUUUGCGUCGCGUGCUGUGUGCGACGGCAUUAAGCUGUGUCGCUCUCUCAUUCGAUUUUAUCUCUCUCGCCGUUAUCCGCGAAAACAUCGAUGACUCCUGGUGGUCAGCGCGGUGGUCAGGUAGGUAGACGGUAGAACGAAUAAUGACACUUGAGUCGUUCCACGACUUCGGACUCUGACGUUCAGCUUUGUAAUUACAGUGAAAUGUAGCCACACGAGACACGUGGCCAGAAAAUAAGAAGUUAUUCAGAAUUGAGAGCACGCUAUUCGAGGAAGGUAAUAGGCUGAAACCGAUACAAGUCGAGUGCCCUGUUGAGCGGUUGAGCGGCUGAGAGGUUCAGAGGUUGAGAGUAUAGUUACUGACUAAUUGAAUGCACGGGAUUGAAUCUAUAUGCGAAUCUUAUUCUACUGUGAUUUAGCAAUGGUAAUUGCUUGCGGCGAUCCAACUUUUUGGUCAAGUAUAAGAAUUAAGAAACGAAAAAAUAUGGAUGCAGGAGUAUCCGUGAGAAAUGGAGAACUGUCGUUUCGUGUCGUCGUUUCGUGUCGACACUGUCCCAGCACUGCUCAGGGUUCAGAGAGAGUCGAAGAAAAUUGCUCGUUGCAAACUGGAUCUGCUUCCUUGAAAAUAUUCCAAUUGGGAUCCUCGGCUUGCAGGACUUGCAGGAAGCAACC